Molecule: messenger RNA, 1405 nt
Organism: Trametes versicolor FP-101664 SS1
Lineage: Eukaryota; Fungi; Basidiomycota; Agaricomycetes; Polyporales; Polyporaceae
Product: peptidase C15 pyroglutamyl peptidase I-like protein
Exons: 3
Coding region: 238-1221 (327 amino acids)
Biological process (GO): proteolysis
Source: RefSeq, a predicted model, not a curated record
AGAGGUACGAGGCAUAUUCAAUUGAAUGCACUGAUGGAGUAUGGGCGAAUCGAUCGGGCGUGCAGCUGUGCUCGGACGGAGAGCUGAGCCGCCUUCGCUCGUCCCGGGCUCCGCGACUGCCUCCCUUCUCCUUACAUACACUUAUCCCGCCCUCCCCUCGGUCCUCGUCCCUCUUCUCUCUCUACCACCACCCCGUCCCACGCAACGACGACAGGUGUCUCCCAGACGAUCACGCAGAUGCCUCCCGUGGUGUCAGCUACCGACUCCGGCGUGGACCGCAAUGCCCUCCGCGUUCUCGUAACUGGCUUCGGACCAUUUGGGAAGUACAAGGAGAACCCUUCAUGGCUCGCCGUCAAGCCCCUCCACAACACCGUCCUCUACACCGACCCGCCUUCCGACCUCAUGACGCCCAACGACAAUUCAGCGAUGAUGAUCACCGACGAGAUGGAGGCGUUCUUCAGCCGCCCACAGCAAAUCCACAUCACCACACUCGAGGUGCCCGUCUCGUACCAAGCCGUGCUCAGCACCGUCCCCGGCCUGCACGCCCGCCCGCCCGUACUCCCCCGUUCGAGCGACCCCGCGUUCGCUGUCCCGCAACCCCCACCCAACGGGUUCGACUUCAUCUUCCACGUCGGCGUCGCGGGGCGCGGCCCGCUCCGCAUCGAGCGUCUCGGCCACAAGAACGGAUACAGGAUGAAGGACGCCGACGGCGAGUACGCCCCGAUCGUGCACCUCCCGAAGGACCCUAUUCGCGACAGCGCGGACGCGGAGCUCGAGCGCAUGGAGCGCAUGCUUGUGGGUGCGUCGCUCCCGGGCCCGAGCGGUCCUGAGGGUCCGGGGCCGGUAGAGGUCAUGGAGAUACCGCCGGUGCCCAACCGCGGGUUCGGGAAGGGCUACGAGAACUUCCCGGACGAGCUGUCGGCGGAGAUCGACGUGCCCAAGCUGAUCGUGCACCUGAAGGAGAACGGGAUUGACCAGGUGUAUUCGUCGAUGGACGCGGGGCACUUCCUGUGCGACUACAUCUUCUACUGCUCCUUGGCCGAGGCACGGCGGAACAUCACCCCGCAGGAGAAGUUCAAGGAGAGGAGCACGCCGCCGAAGAGCACCCCUGUGCUCUUUAUGCACUGUCCCCCCGUUGAGCAGCCGAUCAGCACGGAGCAGGUCACCGAUGCGAUACAAAGGAUCAUACUCUGGGUAUGCGGCCGGCUGCACCAGCAGUGAAGCUCGACGCUUCUACCAUUCUGGUACCCUCAUUUCCCCCUUUCCCGCUGGUGUUUACGUUCAGAGUUCGUGAUAUGUCGCCGGUAUCGAUAUUGAAGUCGCAGUUGCUUGAUGAUAGUACUGUUAUGUAUGCUCCGUUGUUCCCGCUGUCGCAUUGUGUUAUACCACGCAAAUCCCAUUGGCC